This is a messenger RNA of Vitrella brassicaformis, 8877 nucleotides long. Lineage: Eukaryota; Vitrellaceae. The record is from the annotation of a GenBank genome assembly.
UGAUGAUGAUGAGCUGGGGGCCGCCCCCGUCUCAAGGGCGCAUCGCAUGGCGGGUGUCGGGUUGGCGCCGCCGCCGCAGCUGGGCAUUUCCUCAGAGGAGGCGAGAGGCGCACGCCUCACUGGCGGGCGCGGCAGACCGCCACGCACACAACAAUCAGACAUUGAACCGGCUCGUCCUGCUGCUUCUGCUGGUGCUGGAGGUGUUGGCGUGGAGGAGGUGCGCCUGGAUGUCGGUCCUGGGGUAGGUGGAAGGGCAGUGCGUGAGAUCGAAGAUGACAGUGUUGAGGAAAAUGUGGGUUACGAGAGUGAAGGUGAGGGAGGGGUGGAGGGCCGAGGGAGGUCUGAGAGAGAGGUGGCCGACCUCGAGCACAACCAAAUACUCGCUGGCAAUGAAGGUAGGGGUACGCACCUGCGCAGCGAGCAAGGGAGGGAGGGAGGCGUGAUCUUCAUUCGCGUGUGUCCGUCGUGGUGGUUGGUUGUCUGUCGUGUGCAGACUACGCUCGUUUCAAGAAGGGUCGCAAGGCGGCCAUGGAUGACACGCACCCGAUGGACAGACUGAGGCUGUGGGAAACGGCACUCGAAAUCACUGGGUGGGUGCGUGAGUGACAGACAGCCAGACCGACUGACAGACAGACUGUGCAGGAUUCAGAACGUGACCAACAGCAAGCAGGACGUCUUCUAUGUCGUUACUCUGCGGCACGUCAACAAGAAGAAGAGGGUCAGGGAGGGAGGGAGGGAGGGAAGGAGUGAGGGAAGGACCGAACACCUGCCUGCCUGCCUGCCUGCCUGCCUGCCACCCACGCCAUCAAUCAGCGGAUUGUGUGCGUGUUUGUUGCGUUGGUUGGUUCGCAUGUGUGUGCAGAGGGGCGUGAUUCGCCGCACCUUCAUGUACACGGACGCCUACUACCUCGAAAAGGGCGCAAACAGUCAGCACAGCACAGCAACCUCAAAACACACCUCACCAGCCUGACUGAAACACACCAAGGACAUACACAUGUACAUGAUUGGGUGUCUGAAUGGAUGAAUGCACUCGCAGAGCGACUGCGCGUUCCUGAGAAGGUCUCCAUUCCGCGGACCCUCAAGUAAGUAAGACCAAAGGCAGGCAAGGCAAGGUGGGAGGGAGCGAGGGAGGGAAGGAGAUGUGUGUGUGUGUGUGUGUGUGCGUGCAGGCUGAGCUACAACGACCUGAAGGACUACUGCGUCACGUUCGAUGUGAGAAACCACAGACAUGACGCCUUCCUUCGACACACACCCUCCCUCAUUCACCACUCCCUCCCACUGUACUGUGUGUAUCCACACCGCCCACGACAUUCAUUCUGAUUCAGAUGUGGAAGCUGAACAACUUCACGUUCAACACGCACCAUGCCAGCGCCCAGCUGUCGCUCUACGACGCCGCCAGCGAGAGCAUGGACAGAGUCAUUCUCGUCAAGAGAACCGUCAAGAAGGGACACAAAACCAACAGUCAGCCACAGACAGACGGAGGGAGGGAGAGCAACAGCUCCACAGGAGCAUGGAUGGAUGGAUGGAUGGACGUAUGGAUGUGUGUGUAGGCUUUGAGGUCCAGCGUCUGUCGAUCACGUGUGAGCUGUCGGAGGUCUUCUCGUUCGAGCUCAAAUUCGACAACUGGGUAACCCCGUACCACGCACUGACCAGGGAGGGAGGGAGGCACACACCCGUCCAUCCAUGCAUGUGCAUGUGUUUGUUCCUUCCCCCCCUCCCAGGGUUUCCGCCCAAACGAUUCGUUGGACAAGGCGCUGAUCGACGCGCCCAAGAGGCUGGAAUUCGCCGUGCCCAAGUGAGUGGACGCAAGCAAUGCACAUUGAUGGAAACACACGUACAUACACACACACACACACGUACACGUGUAUGUAUGCAUCACAUCGGUAUAUGGGCGGCGACUGUGCGUAUGUAUGUGUUCUGACUGACUGGAUAUAUAAUGCGCACAGGAACAAGGGGGGAAAGUUCCGCGUGCGCAGCACCAAGUUCGACAAGACGUACGUAGGUGUGAUCGAAUGUGACGCGCGGGCGGGACAUGCAGACAGACAGACAUGUAGCCAGCCGGUCGACCAGCCGGCUUCAUGAGCGCAGUGCACCUGGUGUGUGUGUGCUUUCUUUAUUUCUUUCUUUCCAGGUCGUUCUGGAAGCAGAUUCCCACUUUCCAUUUCAAAGGUGAGCUCAGCGAGUAGAACCGGGCGAGCGUGUUGUGUUAACGACGCUGCCCAGGUGCAUUGACCCAUAGAUGGAUGGAUGGAUGGACACGUAAUGAUGCCAUCACGUGUGUGUGCAUGAAGGCACCAAGUCUCAUUUGGAGAACACCUACUUCGCCGUCAAGGUGUUCGCAUUCCUCAGCCACCUCAAACCCACACAAUACAUCGGUCGGUGCACACGCACUCACUCUCUCGCAGGCCGGCCACGUGUGGCUUGUCUUGUGUAUGGGUGCCUGUGCGUCUGUGUCUGUGCGUCUGUGUCUGACGUUGAUCCGUUUGCUCCUUCCUAGGCAAGGCGAUUUUGUCGCUCAAGUCGGUGCUGGACAUAUCGGUGUUCAAGGGGGACGUCAAGAUACUCACCGUACGCACACACACAGACAACACCACACCUCCUUAAACGUGUGUGUGCGUUGAUUGAUACAUAUAUGUCUGUCUGUCUGCAGUCGGCCCCCGAUAAGCUUCGCAAGGGCAUGGUUCGCGGCAAUGUCAAGUGUCAGCCCAGGAGCGCAUUCGCAACCGCUGACGAAGACGACAAGUCAGUCAGUCAGUCAACGCUCAGGCUGAUCCAUCCAUCCAUCCAGCCACUCACCCACUCACCCACUCACGUGUCCAUUGUGUCUGUACCAGCGUCAAGGUGCGCCCGGAGCAGCCCCGUGGCGCGGCGCUCCUGUCGCAACUCGACAUCCGCGAGCAGUACCUCGUCGUCAGGAUCUCAAAGGUAGGCAAGGGUCACCUGGUUUGUUUGCCCAGUUCUGACUGUGUCUGUCUGUCUGUUUUGUGUAUCCAUGUAUUGUGUUGCGGUUUUGAGUGUGAGAAUCUGCCCGUGGCGGAUUCGGACACCGGCAGCUCCGACCCGUUCGUGCGCGUCAAGUGGGACGGACUGGUCAGUGAGUGAGUCACCCACCAUGUACACCUGACUGACGGCGAGUGACGUGUGUGUGUGUUGGCAUGUAACUAACACCGACACAUCCAUCCGUCCAUGGGAUGGACAGAUUCAGAACUCUCCGGUGCGGGAGAGGACGACCCGUCCGGUGUUCAACCAGAACUUUUACUUCCCCGUCAGACUCAUCAGCAAACGCUCAAGGACCAACCCGAAGUCAGUCACCCAGACAGACCUUGGAACGCAUCCAUCCAUGUGUACUGUCUGUGUUGUGGGUGUCUCUUUGUCAGGUACAUCCGCAGCGCAUUGCCCGUGGAGAUGUUCUCCAAGGGUGAGGGAGAUGGGGAGACCCGAAACACAGCCAGCCAGGCAGCAAAGUCGAUGUGAUUAAUCGUUGGUGUGAGUCACGCAGGUUCGAUCGACAUCGAGGUGUGGGACAAUGACGACUUCAGCUCCGAUUUCCUAGGGGGUCAGGACAGACACACAGACACACAAGCACGCUCAGACAGAGAAAGAGGGAGAUGGCGAGGGAGAGAGAGCAACAAAACGCGACCGAGGGCGUCGCUGCAUGCCUCUGUCUGUCUGUCUGCCUGCCUGUCUGUGUGUGUGUGUGUGUGUGUGUGCAGGUUGCCGUGUGGACCUGGCCGACAUCACGGGCAGCAACAACAUCCAGAAACGAUCUCUAGCAUACGUACGUACGGAUGCACAUGUACACGGACAGACACACCACUGCACUGCCUACACACUCACCCAAACCAACCAACCACCAACAGGUGCAACAGGUGCCCAACCAACCGUCAUAACAUGUGUGUGUGCAGGGCACCAAGAAAAAGGAAAGGCGCGCCGGACCAGGUGCACCCGCACGCACCACUCGUCCAUACCCACCCGUGCACCGACCGACCGACCGACCGACACACUCCUGCCUGCUUGUUUUCUCUCUGCUGCGCAUUGCAUUCAUUGUCUGUGUGUCUGUCGUCUGUCAUGUGCUCCAUCGAUCGAUCAUCCCCCACCCCACCCAUCUAGAUGCGGUAACGGCUGACGACGAAGACGACAUCGAAGACGAAGAUGGCGGCAAACGGAGGAGAAAGGUGCACACGCACACACACACAUACAUCCAUACAUACAUACAUACGCAUCCAGGAGGGGCUGGCUGGCUGGUUCUGUCUGUCUGUCUGUCUGUCUGUCUGUCUGCGCGUGUGUGUGUGUUCAGGAGCCGUGGGAUGUGGAGUUGGACACACGUGUGGUCGAGGGGUACAAGGAGCCCCUCAUCGGCUCACAAAUCAAGGUAGGUAGGUACGUAGGUACGUCCAUACCUAAGUAUGGACGUAUGGAUGCAUCAACCAACGAAUGCAUCAACCAACACAUAGAUAAGAUACAUACUGCGGGGCUGGCUGGCUGCAUGUGUAUUCUCGUACGUAUGCAUGUGUGGGUGGAUGUCUGUCUGUCUGUCUGUCUGCAGACGGUGGGGACGUCGAGCAUCUUCUUCGAGUGCUACUUCUGGCCCGACUUCCACGAGUCGCUGCGCAUCGAGAAACCCAAGACAGAGGUCGGUGCGUGGGUGGGUGGGUGGUAAGGGGGCACCCACCCGGACAGCCCAACAAUCCGUCACGUGCAAUGCGGAUCUGCCGUAUGUGUGUGGGUGCAGGAGUCUCGCGAAGACGCCAUUCGGAAGGCCAUCGACACGUGGAAUGCGGUCAGAUGGAUGGAUGGACGGGCUAUGGAGCCACGCAUCCACCUGUUUUUGUCUGCUGUGUUAUCUAUCUUGUCUGUGUGCCAUCCAUCCAUGCAUCAGGACUUCACAGCGUUCCAGAACGAGUAUCUGCAGGACUUCCCCGACGGUCCAAAGGACCGCACGUGGACAUGUGCUGCAGAACACCCACAGGUGGGUGGGUAGGCAGGCGGUACUUGCGUGUGGUUGUGGUUGUCUUUGUCCAUUCAUGACAUGUUGCAAUUCAGACGAAGCAGAUGUACCCCUUACCGUGCUUCGUCACGCCAAUCGUCAUACCAGAGGAGAUGGCGGCCGCUUCGUGAGCAGUAGCCAAGGGAAUCACAGAUCGACACACAUCCACACUAAACAGAGCCAAGACAACACCUGCCCUCCUCCCUCUCUCUCUUUCUCUCUCUCUGUGUGUGUGUGUGUGUGUGUGUUGUGGUCAGCAAGUUGCUGCAUUGGAUGCAGUGUUUGAGUUUCGUGGUAGGGGGUCGGCAGGAGAAGGAGGGCAAAAUCAAACGCUGGUACAACUCAUCAUUCCUACUCGCUAGAAGGUGACACCCACACAUACAUACACAUCCAUCCAGCCAUCCAUCCAUCACCACACACAGACACAUGGAUGGCUGUAUGGCUGUGUGUGACCAGGCAGGGUGCCGUUCAGGACCAUGCUCUCCUCCUCUGUGGCCUGCUGCUCGGCACCAAGAAGGAUGCAUACGUUUGCAAGGUGGCUGAAGAGCGUGCAUCCACUCACUCACUGCAUCACAUGAACGGACGGAUGAAUCCAUGUGUGUGUGUGUGUGUGUGUGUGUAGGGUACGUUGCCGUACGGCGAUGAGCACGUGUGGGUGAUGACUCGCGAGGAGGGGCCGUCGGGGUACGUCACCUUCUGGGAACUCACACAGCGAAUGAGAUACUACCUGCCAUGUACUCACACACACAGAUGGAUUGAUGGAUGGACGCCUGGCUCUUCCUGCCUAUCAUGCUCAUGCGUCUUUGUCUGUGUAUGUGUGUGCAGUGCGUUGGGCUGGCAGGCCCGAGACCUUCGACACCGAGGAGGUACGUGUGUCAUCAACACACAGAUGCAGCCAGCCCAGCCACGAUGCCUUUUGUGAAUGUGACCUUGUGGGUGUGUGCAGAGCGCCAUCCAGCGUCCACGGAGCUUUGAGCACGUGAGUUGAGUCUGUCCACCAGUCAGCCCACAGACAGCGGCAUCCAUCCAUCCAUCCAUCUGUGUGUAUGGUGUGUGGCUGCGUCACGUCACUUCAGCGCGGGAGCCUGGAUUCUCCGUCGAGCGAUUUCGACUCCAUGUGGGCCGACACCGAGGUCAAAGACCAGACCGUCAGAGAGGUGCGCCCCACCCCACCGGGGGAGGGACACUGACUGACAAUCCACACUCACGUACCCGAUUUCACACGUGCAUCUGUUUGUUCCGGGGUGGGUCGGCCUGUCUGUCUGUCUGUCUGUCUAUGCUGUCACCUCACCGGCCCCCCCUCAUUCACCACACCACACAGGACGAGUACGAUUCUUUGCCCCACAUGAGCAACAUCCCACGGCCCAAACGCACCACCGCCAAAGUCGCACCCAGGAAGAAAAGUACGUAAUACACAACACAACACAACGCAAGAACACAACACACACACGCGCCCCCCCACGCCCAUCCACCCUUUGUAGAGCUUUCUGCAUUCCGUCGCUCACUUCUCGCAGGUCGUGUGUCGCGUGAGGCGCAGCAGCGGGAGCACGCGCAGCGUCGUGCGCAGAAGCCGUACGCCCCCCAGAUGGACCUAGUGCGCGUCGACGACACGUUGGUGCCUGUGCCGUACGAGACGAUCGAGGUGGUCUUCAACCACGAGCGGGUGUUCGGCAACCUGCAGAACCACCACCCGGCAUGCAUCAAAUACGACUUCGAGAACCCACAACAGUGGAGAGACCUCAACCAGCUGCUCUCACACCAGGUGAGGGAGGAAGGGAGGGAGGCGGCCAGAAAGGUCGGUGGAAGGAAGGUGCAUCCAUCCAUCCAUCCAUGAAGCUGACGAUUGUGUCUGCCGUGUCUGUCGUGUGUGUGGUUCAUUCCUUGAUUCAGGAUUACCCCGAGCGGAUUGACGCUGACGUGACCCCUGGUCCGGCUUUGCGGCCGCACACGUGUGAGAGGGAGGCGGCCAAGCUCGUGGGAGAGCUCUGCGAGAACAUACGCAUGUACAGGGCCAGACUGGGGCUCGAAACCCUAUUCGACAACGUACGUCUCAUCUCGUCAGCCAUCAGCCACCCCCCCAAACAUGUACCCAUCUGUCUGUGUGUGCGCGCGCGCGCGUGUGUGUGUGUGUGUGUCAGAGUGAGCCUCUGACGGACAAGAUCCGUGACUACUUGGAUCUGUUGGAGCAGCGGCACAACCUGAGUCCAGAGUUCGACCCCGGGCCGGGCGAGCCCACGGGCUUCUCCAACCCCAGAGACGAAACCGAGGCCGUACGGGUGUUCAAAAGAUACCCACCACCGGGUGGGUGAGACCUCCAAUAUCUUAUCGGCAUGCAAUGGUGGCCCGAAUGUUGUGUGCGUGUGGUGUGUUGAUCAGAUUCGAUAUCCCCCACGCCAGCAGAGGUGCAGAGCAAGUGGCACGACUACUACGAGUGAGUGAGUCAGUGAGUCAGUCAGUGUGGGAGUCAGUGUGGGUGGAGUGCCGACCGGAACGAUGCACACGCACUCGUGCUGACAUCCAUCAUGUGUGUCACAACCUGUGUAGUCGUGAGAAGAAGCUGUACGAGUCAGGGAGGGAGGCACUGCAGGUUCGCAAGGGACACCAAUUCUCAGGUAAUAAUAAUGACAAUGGAUGGCUGGGCGGGGCGGAUGCCACACACGCCAGCCACAUGCAUUUGUGUGUGUGCAUUGAUUUGAUUGGAUUGGUAAGGUUUUCCUAUGCACUUUUGCUCGGCUGACUCGGAGAAGAUCCGUGAGUAUCUGCUGCAGAUGAAGAAGUUCAGGGCCGUUCUCGAGGCCCCCCUCGACUCCGUCGUCUACACCAUCGUCUGCCGCAUAUUCGGACUCUCUUCAUGUAUGUAGACACGGCACGGCACGCACACGCGAUCAGUAUAGUCGUUGCACUUCACUUCACACACAGAGAGAGGGGGGGAGAGAGAGGACAGUCAGUCAGGUCGAUUCAUUCACUCAUUCCUGCGUGUCUCUGUCCGUUUGGUUUUCUCUUUGUGUGCUGUGCUGUGCUGUGCAUGUCAUUUGUUUGCAGCGAUCCCGUCUGUGUGGAUCUUCUUCGGUGCGUCGGUGGCUGUGGUGCAGAACCAAUACACAGGCGAGAAGACCAUGGCCAUGUUGUAAAUUAAGGAAAGGAAGGAGGCACAGGGAGGAACGACCUAUUUGCUUUGCCUUCCUUUGGUGUGAUGUGUGUCUAUCCAAUGAAUGAAUGCACCCUCAUACGGGACCCAACCAACCACCCAACGACCAAUGUGUGUUGUGUGGUUUGUUGCCUAUAAGUGUGGCUGUGCUGCUCUGCCCUGCCCUGCCCUGGUCUGGUCUGGUCCCAAAGGUCUGUCUGUCUGCUGGUCCAUCCAUCCAUCCAUCCAUCUGUGUUACACACACGGCAUGCAUCGAUCGCAUCGCAAGGUAGGUAGGUCGGCGUUUGUGUCUGUCUGUCUGGCAUGUUCGUGAGUGAGUGGGUGCCACCCCAAGCAACUAACUGGUGUAGACAGGUACUUUGUGUAACUGCAGGCAAUGAAUGUGGGAGUUCGUUCAUCAUUCUCUCCUGUCUGCCCUGCACUGCCCUGCACUGCACGUGUGUUGUGUGUGCUUUCUUUGUACGUCUUCCUCUCUCGCCGCUGGUUUGCCCCUGCCUGCCUGCCGAUGGUUGCAUGCGUUCAACUCAACGAAUGGUUCAUGUCUGGUGCCGUGGUGGCCGGCCAUGGCGUGCUGUGCUUGCUAAAUGGUUGAUUCAACAUUGGCUGGCUCCUUUGAUUGCACCUCCAACAUUCGGAUGCACACGCAAGAAGGUCUGUCUGUGUGCGCCGAAUCUCUGCGUGUCUGCAUGCGUGAGUGUCUGUGUCUCUGUCCGCUAUCACAUUAAUCACAUGAGAGAGCACC